AUGUCCCAUUAUCCACAUCUUAUCAUCCACAUCUCAUCCUGCCUACUCACUACAUUUUAUAACCGAACCUUUGCCUCCACGUUAACAAAAUGUUACACAGGAUCAGGCACGGGAGGUCACAUUGAAAACGAUAUUCUUCCAGCAAAUGCAGCGUUGCACUGUCAUGAACCGAUUUUCUUGUUCACAAAAUUGAACAUGUUUACGUUUAUGAUUGCGUGUAAAAAUCUGCCAUGUUCACAAAGCAAAUCAUUUUAUCGCGCCGUAAAUAAAAUGCUCCACUGCAUUCAGCAGCCAGUCACAGGACAACACGUCAACUCGCAUGAGAAAAGCAUUCUUGUUGAAAAUUUUGUCGUCUUUGAUGGACAAAAAAGUGCCAUCCAUUUUCUAAGCGUAAGUUUGCUAGCCAACAUUAUUAAACAAAACCCGGCAGUGUCUCACGCCGGCUAA
Molecule: messenger RNA, 447 nt
Organism: Helobdella robusta
Lineage: Eukaryota; Metazoa; Annelida; Clitellata; Rhynchobdellida; Glossiphoniidae
Exons: 4
Coding region: 1-447 (148 amino acids)
Source: RefSeq, a predicted model, not a curated record